GGGAACUUCGGAGCGAACAUUCUGGAGCGUGACACGGUCAGCAGGGUUUACUCAGAUGUGCCGCCGGCCGAAUCCAACGUCCCUGUCUUGGUUGCACUUGACUAUGGCGCGGCUUUUCCCAGUCUCUCUCUGGAGUUCAUGUGCGCGGUGCGCAAAGAGAUUCAGGUGCCGCGUGCUUCUCUGUCCAUCACCGACCAGUUAUACUUGGAGCUCGAGGCUUUUGCAAUGGCCCGCAAUGCACCUACACAUGCCUGGCGGGUUACGUCUGGCAUAGUCCAGGGCUGCUCAUUGAGCGGCCCCCUCUACGCCGCGGCCACUGCCCCACUUCUCGUCGAUCUCCAGCGCCAGCUUGAGGCGCCGAGGAAAGGCAUUGCGCGAGCUUGUGCCGACGACAUUGGCACCGCCAUCAGAGACAUCCUCAGCCUGUCCAUCUUAGCUGACAUCAUGCUGCUCGCCGAAAGAUCUGCCACGCUGCCUUUGAGGAUCGACAAAUGCAACCUCGUUUCGCUGCACAAGCCGUUCUCGAAAGCUGUGGCAGCGGAGGUUCGCUCGCUGCUCUGUGCACAUGUUCCAUUCUUCAACCGCAUCAGCAUAGUCGAGUCCCUCAAGUACCUUGGGCUUAUUCUUGGUCCUGCAGCCGAUGCAAACUCGUGCUGGGCAGCUCCUGCGAUGAAGGAUAUCAUCUCACUCGCUCAGUUGUCAUCAUCUCGGCCAUGCCCCGCCUUCUGGCGCAGUGAGGCUUCCGUGGGGACGCUGUUCAACAUCAAGCACGGUCCGCUCCAGUCCACGAUCUACACACACGAGCUGCUGUCAAUUGCGCGACAGGCGGCUACGCACCGUCUCCUCGUCCAGCCUUCUGGUGUGGGCCUGCAGAAGUGCAUGACGUUGGCGGUCAAGAAGCACCUUAUCUCUCGUCCACUUUGGAACUUACUGGUGGUGCGGCUCGCCCUCGCUCAUCCCGACAUGUACUGUGAGGGUGCAUCUAAAGUACCUGCGGUGAUAUGGUCCCACAUCACGAAAUAUCUUCGCUCUUGUUCAACCGCGUGGGCUAUGGCAUACUUGAAAACUGUUGCCAACGGAUGGGCUACGUCUUCCCGCAUUCUUGGUGACCGUGGGCGCCUUCCCUGCCGCUUCGGUUGCGCGGGCGCGGCAGACCAGCUCAAGCACUAUCUCUCGUGCCCGAAGUUCCGCAACAUCUGCGAGGAGGUGUUCGGCUUCUCUCGGCCUGCUCACCCGCUUGGUCGUCUGGGCCCCUUCGGAUCCGCGGUGGAUAUCGGCAAGGUGGUCUUCGACAUCGUGGUGAUGCACUUCGCCUACCAUGCGGCGCCCCACGAU
Messenger RNA from Prorocentrum cordatum, 1335 nucleotides. The record is from the annotation of a GenBank genome assembly. NCBI's taxonomy places the organism in Eukaryota, Dinophyceae, Prorocentrales, Prorocentraceae.